AUGGAGAACAACCAUUCGGCCCCAGGUGCCAACCUUUCUGCGACAAGAUCCUCUCAUCGACAAGCUUCGGCUUCUGAAGAGUGUGGCUCCUCCGAGCCCUACUCACCAACGGGCCGGGAUGCAACGGUUCCACCUAUAAGUCCAUCAUCUAGAGCCGAGUCCAGGAAGGCCCCUUCAAAUGAGCGAGACAUCUUACCUUUCCUUCGGCCAAUUGGGUCUGGAUCUUCUUCACACCAUCCCGCAGUGCUCGACGUUGCUGCAACUCUCGGCGACACUUUCGAUCGUGUGCGAGACCAAAGGCUCAGACGUACCAUGGGUCACAACACCAUAGCGACCGAGGGUAUCGAUAUUUCUCUGGAUAAGGCACGGACCUGGAUUCACAAUUAUUUCACCUAUAGUCCCACGGAGACGUUCCUCAGUCUCGUGGACAGGAAGACAAUUGAAAUGAUACCAGACAUGCUCUUGAUGCGGCAUGUUACACUUGACCCCUGUAUUCUCAUCAUUUACUAUGUCAUUCUGUGGCGGGGAUGCUACAUUCUGAAUACAAGGUCUUUCCACAGCCCAGACGGCAGAUACGCCCGGAAGCUAUACCUGUGCUGUCUUAGAACUAUGCCAUGCUGGCAAAAGGAAGCCACUGGUUCUAUCACCGACUUUAUUGCUGCUAUGUUCAUGACCGGCAUCGCGACAGAGUCUUACGACUUCGAAAUGAGUCUUGAAAUGCACCAAUUAGCCUGCGAGUACGCCAAAGGCCUUCAGAUGCACAGUCUCGACAGCAAUGACUAUUUUGCAGCUACCGGGUGUCCCAGCACCGACGAGGACCGUAAGGGCAUGUGGGAGCUGAUCCAAACGGAUCUUUUCUACCACUUGAUCUACAACAAACCGGCGACCCUAUAUCCGAGUCUCGACAAGUGGCAAGUGAACUUGCCAUGGUUGUCGCUCGACUUGCCCCCGGAAAAGGGUGCUCAAGUGUCAACGAUAUCAUUCCUCUUCCGCAGCCGGCUUGCCUUUAUCUUAAUCCGCUUCUUCCAGACGCUUGAGAAGCUCAAGAAUGAGUCUGAAGCAGUCGAGGCUAUCGAGCCUCUGUGCCACGAAAUCGAAGUCUUGUUCGACGAAUGGGGAAUCGAAGAGUGGAUUGAACGCUCCGGCGAUGACCAUAUGGAUCUAUGGACAUUAUCCAGCCUGGUUCUGACUGGCUACACCUCCAUCAUCUUCAUGUUGAGAAAAGCCACCCUCCUGAAAUCCAACUCCCCUGUCCCGGUCUGCUCCGACAACAAUGUCCCCAGAACGGACUUCUCAACUCGGGCGUCGCGUCGCAUCCUCGACCUGACGUACAACAUGCUUCACGUCUGGAAGUUCCCGGCGGCAGAGACGAUUUCGUACAUACUCGGCGCCUACCGAGCGCACACCGCAUAUGCCCAUCUCGCCAGUAACGCCAUGAACUCCCCGACGCCCAGCGAUAUGAUUGAGGAUCUGAAACUGCUGGAUCGUGUCGCCCAAGGUAUCGAGACUGCGACACGGCAGGAAAGCGACUUUCUUCCCCUCGCUCGGGCGAUGAAGAGGAUUAAUGCUCAAGUUAAAGAAAAAAUCAAUGGCGGUGUGAACACAGGGAAUGCUUAG
Colletotrichum orchidophilum is the source of this 1617-nucleotide messenger RNA. RefSeq lists its product as uncharacterized. NCBI's taxonomy places the organism in Eukaryota, Fungi, Ascomycota, Sordariomycetes, Glomerellales, Glomerellaceae. The transcript is spliced from 4 exons. The coding region runs from base 1 to 1617 and encodes 538 amino acids. The record is from RefSeq and is a predicted model, not a curated record.